Molecule: messenger RNA, 2301 nt
Organism: Pomacea canaliculata
Lineage: Eukaryota; Metazoa; Mollusca; Gastropoda; Architaenioglossa; Ampullariidae
Exons: 11
Coding region: 1100-2023 (307 amino acids)
Biological process (GO): monoatomic anion transport
Molecular function (GO): transmembrane transporter activity
Source: RefSeq, a predicted model, not a curated record
UGGCGGUUUCCAGCGUCUCUACUGCGUCUGUAGAAGUUGGGUGAGCAGCGCUGGCAGACCGUUGAGAACUGGUCUUACGCUGGCGACGACAGGCAUCAGACGGAGGUAGAUGACUGUUGUCGGAGCUGUCCCUGGUGUGCGGUAAGCAACAGUCUGCAUGCAAACUCACCUGUUUGGCCGAGCCACCUUUCUACGAUUCUGUCCGACGAAAAGAAAAACUGGUGAAGAAUAAAGCAGAGAGUCGGAAUGGACAAUGAAGAUAAGGAAGCAGCUGCUCCUCUUCUCUCUGACUCCAUACGGAUCAGGGCAGAGCCCCUUUGCCUGUCGUACCGGCUGAUGGUGACGAUGCUGUGCACGAUGGCGAUGCUCAUCUGCUUCGCGGAGCAGAGCGGCAUGGGGUCCGCGAUGGUGUGCAUGGUUCUGGACACGGCGGCUGGACACGUCAACAGCACCAACAACACCAACAACACCAGAGACCCGCCAACAGCAGACAGGUCCCUCGAUCCGUACAAGUUUCCCUGGAGCAAGGAGGAGCAGGGCUGGGUGCACUCCUCCCUCUUCGUUGGCUACUACAUCGCGCAGCUGCCUUCUGGUCUCCUGGCAACGCGGUUUGGAGGCAAAAAACUCACAGUCCUGGGGCUCCUGGUCUCCUCGGUGGCGCAGCUAGUAACACCGUGGCAGCUUCCGGCGGACUCGUGUGGCUGUGCGCGACCAGGGCAGUGGCUGGUCUGAGUUCGGGUUUCAUCUACGCCCCUGUUUUUGCGGUGCUUGCCAACUGGGUUCCUAGAAGCGGAGUCAAGUGUACUAAUUGGCCUUGCAGGAACAGGUAUGGAGCUUAGGGGCUGUACUUUGUUUUGGUUUGUCUUCUUUCGUCUGUGAGUCUACAGUAAUAGGAGGCUGGCCCACAACUUUCUACAGUGUUGGAGUUCUAGGUAUACUGACGGCUGUAGCGUUUUCAAUAUUCGUGUCUGACGAACCGUCGCAGAAUGUGUUUGUGCGGCAAGCCGAGCGCUUGUACAUAGAAAGUGCGGUGUACAAAUCUGGUGAUGGUGGUCACACCGACAACAACGACAAUACUUCACAGGUGCGGAGAAUUCCGAUGCUGACUAUCCUGACCUCGCCACCUGUGCUGGCGAUCGUUGCCGCUCAGAUUGGCACCGACUGGCUGUACUACCUCACCAUCACCGUCCUUCCAGACUUCAUGCACGAGACGAUGCUCUUCCCGCCGUCCACGGUAAACCUUCUGACUGGUUUGCCUUUUCUGAGCAUCAUACCUGCCAUCUACGCAGCAGGAACACUCGCUGACUUCCUCCGCAGGCGGAGGAUCAUGUCUACAACGGCCGUCCGCAAGGUCGCAGACUUUGUUUCCAAGAUCAUUCCGGGCCUGUUGCUAAUUGCAAUGGGGUACCUGCGACCCGGCCAGGAGGCGCUGUUCAUCGUCUUGUACCUGCUGUCCUGUAUUUUCCUGGCUGCCUCCUACGUGGCGUGGGUGACAAACCCUCUGGACCUGGCCCCAGCCUACGCGGGGCUCAUAGCCAGCGUGUGUGAGAUAGGGGCCAUGUGGCUGGCCAUCGUCGUGCCCAUUAUUGUGGAGCAGAUCACUGUGGAUAAGUCACGUGAGCAGUGGCUCCUGGUGCUGUAUAUAACGGGUGGACUCCAGUUAGGAACCUUCCUCAUCUAUCUCGCCUUCGGCUCCUCCAAGCUGCAGUCCUGGGCGCGGCCCGAGGGUAGGAGAAAGGUCUCAGUGGGCCACCCACAGGAGGGGAAUGGCGCCCACAGCGGUGAGGUAGCGCCCACCGAGGCCAAGGUGGAGGUGAGGGCGAGUCCCUGGAGACCCCGCAGUCCCUCCUACAUGUCUGACAGCGAGGUGGGGCUCCUGUUGUACCGCCCCCUCACCCUGGGCCAGCCCAGGCCCAAGUCCACGCCCUGCGGGGCCGUCAAGCGGGGCUCAGAGUCGGGCCUCGACGACAUCUCGGAUGAGGACAGGACGUCUGCCUAUGGAAGUCUGGAGGUGACUAUCUGAGGACAGACUGACCCGCUCUCAGGUCACGUGUGUGUGUGUGCAAGUCUGGAGAUGACCGUCUGAACUCUGACCUGUUCCUACGUCACGUGUGAAGACCUCUGUGUGAACGUUCACACUUGCAGUGGACGUGGAUGUUCAGUGGACCGGAUGAGAUUGGAAACCCGGCUGCGCUGCUGGUGUUCACAGCGAACUGUGUGACCUGCUUGUGAUACGAGGCUCCGACACAGGAUUGUGUAAAUAAAAUGAAUAAAAAGACUUUCCUAGCUCCGAAUAGGAGA